Messenger RNA from Oncorhynchus masou masou (cherry salmon), 572 nucleotides. Its product is annotated as tensin-1-like. Gene Ontology annotation, cellular component: focal adhesion. NCBI's taxonomy places the organism in Eukaryota, Metazoa, Chordata, Actinopteri, Salmoniformes, Salmonidae. The record is from RefSeq and is a predicted model, not a curated record. The transcript has 6 exons. Gene Ontology annotation, biological process: fibroblast migration. The annotation marks the transcript as partial.
UGAAGAAGAGCUGAUCAUUACCUUUGUCUCUCCUGUGGUCUUCAGUGCUGACCAGGCACUGGACAGGUUCGCCAUGAGGCGCUUCUACGAAGACAAAGCACUUCCUGUGGGUCAACCGUCGCAGAGAAGGUAUGUGCGUUACUUCAGUGGUCUGCUCUCUGGCCACAUCAAGAUUAACAACAAGCCUCUGUUCCUGCACCAUGUCAUCAUGCACGGCAUCCCCAACUUCGAGUCCAAAGGAGGCUGUCGUCCUUUCCUGAAGAUUUACCAGGCGAUGCAGCCAGUCUACACGUCAGGGAUAUAUAACGUACAAGGGGACAGUCACACCAGUAUCUGCAUCACCAUUGAACCUGGCCUGCUCCUAAAGGGAGACAUUUUGUUGAAGUGUUACCACAAGCGUUUCCGGAGCCCCAUUAGGGAUGUGGUAUUCAGAGUGCAGUUCCACACCUGUGCCAUCCACGACCUGGGAGUGGUCUUCGGGAAGAAUGAACUGGAUCAGACUUUUAAAGAUGAGAGAUUUCCAGAAUAUGGGAAAGUGGAAUUUGUCUUCUCCUUCUGACCUGAGAAAAUCA